Messenger RNA from Drosophila ananassae, 1977 nucleotides. Its product is annotated as UDP-glycosyltransferase UGT5. NCBI's taxonomy places the organism in Eukaryota, Metazoa, Arthropoda, Insecta, Diptera, Drosophilidae. Gene Ontology annotation, molecular function: UDP-glycosyltransferase activity. The record is from RefSeq and is a predicted model, not a curated record. The transcript has 3 exons. The coding region runs from base 260 to 1891 and encodes 543 amino acids.
GCAUUCAAUUCUCAGUUCGCAAUACUCAGAAACAGUUCCGAGGCAACGCGUGCCGAACGCGUAUUGUUUUUCAAAUUUGUUUUCUAUUAUUUAAUGGUUGUCAUAUUCGUUGUUUCUAUAUCUCUAUAUAGACGAGAUUAAACGAUCGAAGAAUCUUAUCAGUCUGUUAUCGCAGCACGGACUUUGUAUAUAAGAUAGCCAGUGCCGGCUAGUAUCACAAUCAGUUGCCACUUGGUCUUCAAAGCAAACGGAGCUAGUCAUGACACCCAACCGAAGCACAUGGUUCGGCUGCAGUUUGGGCGGCCUUCUGGUCGCCUUCCUGGCCCUCCAGUCGAUGCCCCAGGGCAGUGACGGAGCCAACAUCCUGGGCGUCUUUACCAGUCACAGUCCCUCCCACCUGAUAGUGCACAUGUCUGUGAUGAAGGCGCUGGCCGAGAAGGGGCACAACAUAACCGUCGUGUCCAGCCUGCCGCCCAAAGUGACCCACAAGAGCAUCAAGCACAUCGUAGUGCCCCUCGACCCUCAGAGCGAAAAGAUCCUGAACGAAGGAAUGGCUGAUAUGGCCAAACAGAAGCCAUCAAUCUGGAACACCUUUUCGAACAUAUUCAACUCUCUGAGUCUGCUCAUCGAUAAGCAGGUAGAUGUCCUGGAGGAUCCCCGUUUCCAGGAGCUCUACCUGAACAAAGGCAACAAGUUCGACGUGGUGUUUGUCGGCUUCUUCUUCAACUCGUACCAGGUGGCCCUGGGAGCCCGAUUCAACUGCCCGGUGAUUAUUUCCUGGUCCGGUCCACCCAUGCUCAUGGUCAACUCGUUCCUGGGCAACCCCGAGCUGUCCAGCGUUCCACAAAUGUCCAUUUCUCUGGCCCCGGGAGCAACCAUGAAUUUCCAGCAACGCCUCAAGAACUUCGUGAGCACUAUUGGCUUCAACGGACUGGGUUUGGUCUUGGACCACAAGUACAAGAAAUUCUACAAACGUCUUUGGGGCAAUGACAAGACUAUGCCCAGUUUCGAAGAAGCCCAAAAGAACGUCUCCCUGGCCUUCUGCAAUGGCCACGGAAUCAGUGAGGGUCCCAUCCGUCCCAAUGUGCCGGGAAUAAUCGAAGUCGGCGGCAUCCAAGUGAAGAGCAAGCCCGAUCCCCUGCCCGAGGACAUCAAGGAGUUUCUGGACAAGGCCAAGAAUGGAGCCAUCCUCUUCAGUUUGGGAUCGAACUUGAAGGGCGAUUUCAUCAAGCCCGAAGUGGUGAAGACCAUUUUCAAGGGACUGAGCAAAUUAAAGCAGCAGGUGAUCUGGAAGUGGGACGACCUGGACAAUGUGCCCGGAAAAUCAGCAAACAUUCUGUACAAGAAGUGGCUGCCCCAGGACGACAUCCUGGCCCAUCCCAAACUCAAGCUUUUCAUCACCCACGCCGGCAAAGGAGGCGUCUCCGAAGCCCAGUACCAUGGAGUGCCUAUGCUCGCUCUUCCUGUUUUCGCCGAUCAGCCCGCAAAUGCGGAUAAGGUGGAGGAAAGUGGAUACGGUUUGAAAUUGGAAUUGAACACUCUGGAGGUGGAGGAGUUCAAGGCGACCAUUAAGGAGCUCAUCGAAAAUCCCAAGUACGCCCAGAAACUAAAGGCCUUCUCCCAGCUCUACCGCGAUCGUCCUAUGACUGCCCAGGAGUCGGUGGUCUACUGGACGGAGUACGUCAUUCGUCACCAUGGAGCUCCUCACAUGCAGAGUCCUUUGGUGAAAAUGACUUUCAUUUCCAGCAAUAAUCUGGACAUCUAUGUCCUGACAGGACUGAUACUUUACAUUAUCUUUGUGGUAAGCAAGCUGUUUUGGAAGUUUGUGUGGCGGAAGUUGUUUGGAAAAUCGAACAAAACUACUCAGAAGAAGAAGGUGAAGAAGCAGUAGACGAUAUGGUUAAUUUAUGCGAAUUGUACUUUUAAAUUAUACAACAAAAAAAAUAAAAAAAAAUAUAAUAAAAGCUAAAAAAUGCA